Apis dorsata (giant honeybee) is the source of this 1257-nucleotide messenger RNA. RefSeq lists its product as uncharacterized. NCBI's taxonomy places the organism in Eukaryota, Metazoa, Arthropoda, Insecta, Hymenoptera, Apidae. The record is from RefSeq and is a predicted model, not a curated record.
AACGUUCUCAUAGAAUUACAUCACAAAUCAAUGUCUCGUAACCACUAAAAAUUCUUUCGUUAUGGAUAGUACCCCUUCACCUUUCUACCCUCAUCUUCCAUUUUAAAUUACAAUAAUUGUUAUCUCUUGAAUUCGCAAUUUCCCUCUAUCAAAGAGACGCAGCUGUCAGCAACGUUACGAUUUCACAGAGGGAUUUCAUAAUUCCUAAAUCAUGCAUAGAGCAUCGAUAACAAUUCAUUUUUUACUAAAUAAGAAGAAUAAUAUCCUCUUUGUCUCCACUCCACUUCUUUUUCAUCUUUUUCAUUAAACGACCACAUGUAACGAUAAUAAUAUGAAAUAAACACAAAUUACACGAUCGAUGAAUAGAGAAUAUCAAUAGAUCAAAGUGACUCGCCUCCAUUGCGAUAAUCAAUAUGCACUCUGUACUGGUAUAGUUCGAUGUACGAACGUACCAGCCAGUUUAUUAAGUAAAAACGAUAUGAAUUUUCUGGAAAGCGACGUAUCUGUCAGCCUGACAUCAAUUUUUAUGAAGCUCGUGGGAAUAUGGAUGGCGGGCAACCAAUACGAACAACGGAUAAGAAACAUCACUGUUAUUUACAGCUUGGUCGCCAUUAUUUUCGCUCUGUGGAUACAAUCUAUGAAUAUAUUUUACUCAUGGGGAGAUUUUAGCGCUUGUCUCUUCUUUAUCUCCAAUAUUCUGUCGUCGAUUAUGCCCUUGUUGAAGAUAAUCAUUCUAUUUAGUCACAGAGAGGAUUUUUUCCGUUUGAUCCUGUACAUGAAAAGGAAUUUUCUGGAAUUACGACAUUAUCGACUACGAGAGGAAGAUCGUGAUCGGUUGCAAGCGGAAGUGCACCUUCUUCAUUUGUUUCUUUACGUUUCUUACAAUGGCGACUGUUGCUUCUUACAUCUUCAGUCCAAUUAUCGAAAAUAUUGGAAAAAACGAAUCAGACAGAAUGCUUCCAUUCAACAUGUGGAUUAACUUACCAUUAAAUAUAACUCCAUAUUUUGAAAUUACGUACGCUUUACAGGCAUUAUCCUUAUAUCACAUUGGGGUGAGUUACUUCUGUUUCGACAAUUUUUUGUGCAUUAUGAAUUUACACGUGGCUGGACAAUUUCAAGUGUUGCAACAUAGAAUUUCCAACAUAAUAGAUUCGAUCGAUAAUGAGAAAGAAGAGAAAAAGGAGAAAUUAAUUGUGGACUCGUCCUACUUUGCAAGUAAAUGUUAUGCCAUUUUUAAGAAGUGUAUUCGCCAACAUC